AUGAAGACCUCCAUCAUCAAAGCCCUGAUCGUCGCCCUUGUUGCUGGCGUCGAGGUUGCCGAGGCGUGCGCGCUGUACCACACUUGCCGCUGCACUAUGGCCGACGGCUCCAUCAACAACACCAUCACAGAGCAAGCGUGCGCCAGAGAACUUGCGAACACCCGCGGCGCCUCGGGUGACAACACCCAGGCCUACCAAAUUACCAAGGACACCAACAGUACAGAGUGGUGCAACUGGGGGUUCAACGGCAAGACUGCAUUCUACGUCGACAACUGCAGCUUUCGCGAGUCCUGCACCGCAUGGGGUGCAACCGGCUCAGAUUCUUGGUGCGAGGACAAGCAGGACUAA
Messenger RNA from Colletotrichum graminicola M1.001, 348 nucleotides. RefSeq lists its product as uncharacterized. The record is from RefSeq and is a predicted model, not a curated record. NCBI's taxonomy places the organism in Eukaryota, Fungi, Ascomycota, Sordariomycetes, Glomerellales, Glomerellaceae. Bases 1 to 348 code for a protein of 115 amino acids. The transcript has a single exon.